Messenger RNA from Brassicogethes aeneus, 345 nucleotides. The record is from the annotation of a GenBank genome assembly. Lineage: Eukaryota; Metazoa; Arthropoda; Insecta; Coleoptera; Nitidulidae.
AUGACUCUUGAGUCUGCAAUGCAUGCAUUGAAAUCACUGAAAUUAUUUGUUGAGUCCAAAAGAGACGAGUUUGACAAAUGCAAAGAAGCUGCUAAAGGAAUAUCAAAGGAGAUGGAUGCUGCAAAUUUGUAUGCUGCAGAAGAUGAAUUAGUAAAAGUUUACAAAGACGAUUUAGAACCUAGUCUUGGUAAUGAGUUGGUUCAAUUUGUAUCUUUGAUAAACUUAUAUAAAACAGACUAUAAAAAAGACCUAUCUAAGGAGCUGUUCUAUAAUCAAAUUCUUGAAAAUCAAAAUUUUCCAAACAUCGAAAUCACACUGCGAAUGUAUUCGGUUUUGAUGGUGUGA